AGCAAGGAGACGAGCUGACGACUUGAGCUGACGAGGUGCAGCAGCAGCGCUAAACAGUAACAGCAGCAGCUGACUGGAUCUCGCGGUCGGUCCGAUUUCGCCGCUUCAUCCGCGCAUUUUGUAACAAUUGUGCACACGUAAAGCUGCCAAAUUACUCUUGUCCAUUCGAAGACCAGGACACGCACCAUGGCGGUAGCGGCGAACGUGGAGUUUGUGACUUCGUUGACCAAGUCUGACCCGCAGAAGCACCCAGUUCUGAUUGUCGGACAGACCAAGCACCUGGCUAAGCUGACCUUCAAUGACGUCAGAGCCAAACUUGAACCCAGAGUCACUGGCGAUGUGUUGUCUGCUGCGAUUGCCAGCCUGCACCCUUCACCAACAGACUCUUGUUCCCUUUACCUGAAUCUGGCCACAGUGGCCGCCCUGCCAGUCAAGUGCAGCAGACACAACACCCCUGCCAGGGUGCAUUCCAUCUCGAAGCUUGUCCGCAGCAGCUCCAUUGGCGUCGACGAAACUGUCAUGGUAGUCUGUGAAAGGAGUGAUGUGUACGCUUCAGCCUGCGCUGUUGCCAGGGCGUACCCGUUGUACUCGAGGAAAACAUCGAGCAACUCUACCUCGAGCACGCCGCCGACAGUCUCAGUCUACUUUCUGAUUGUGUCUGAAGAUUCUCCUGUGGUUGAGGCCCCUCUGCUUGCCUCGGAGGUCGAGUGCCUUCAGAGUGCAGCUUUCGGUGUCAGACUGGCCGCCAAGAUUGUCGACAUGCCUUGCAAUGAGAUGAACGUUGCCCACUUCGUCAAAGAAGUGGCGGAUGUUGGAAAACUGGUCGGCGCGAGUCUGACGGUGAUUGAGGGAGAGGAUUUGAAUAAAAAGGGCUUCGGAGGUAUCUAUGGUGUGGGCAAGGCGGCGUCCGUACCUCCUGCACUGGCCGUGCUGAGCCACCGGCCGGAGGGCGCCACUGUGACGGUGGCCUGGGUGGGCAAAGGCAUUGUCUAUGACACUGGCGGCCUCAGCAUCAAGGGCAAAACGGCAAUGCCGGGCAUGAAGAGGGACUGUGGAGGUGCCGCCGCCGUCCUUGGCGCCUUCUAUGCCGCCGUCCGCCAGGGCUUCAGCCAGAACUUGCACGCUGUCUUCUGUCUGGCUGAGAACGCUGUUGGUCCGACCGCCACCCGCCCGGACGACGUCCACACCCUCUACUCCGGAAGAACUGUUGAGAUCAACAACACCGACGCUGAGGGCCGCCUGGUGUUGUCUGAUGGCGUCACCUAUGCACAGAAGGACCUCAACGCUUCCAUCAUCAUUGAUAUGGCCACUCUCACAGGCGCUCAGGGCAUAGCAACUGGAAAGUACCAUGGGGCCAUUCUGACCAACAACGAGGAGUGGGAGCAGAUUGGAGUGCAGGCGGGUAAGAACUGCGGAGACCUGCUUUUCCCGAUUCCCUACUGCCCUGAGCUGCACUUCAGCGAGUUUGCCUCUGCCAUAGCUGACAUGAAGAACUCUGUCGCUGAUCGAAACAACGCCCAGUCAUCAUGCGCCGGCCUCUUCAUCGCGUCCAAUUUGGGCUUUGACUGGCCUGGUACUUGGGUCCACAUUGACAUGGCCUAUCCAGUGCACAGUGGCGAACGAGCUACUGGGUAUGGGGUGGCUCUGCUGAACGCAAUGUGCGGUCACUUCUCCAAGGACCCAACCCUGCUCGCCCUGAGCCCUUACAAUGCCAGCAGCGAUGAUGAGGCAAACGCUUGCAAAAAGCAGCGCCGCAACUGAUGUUCUGCAGUAAGUUUUGCCAGUAUUGAAAAUUUGGAAUUAAGAAGGGAAAUAUUUUGUUUGACUUCACAACGUUUAAUAAAAUAAUGAUUUUUUCAAAGGG
Molecule: messenger RNA, 1864 nt
Organism: Neocloeon triangulifer
Lineage: Eukaryota; Metazoa; Arthropoda; Insecta; Ephemeroptera; Baetidae
Gene: grsm
Product: probable aminopeptidase NPEPL1
Exons: 9
Coding region: 187-1761 (524 amino acids)
Biological process (GO): proteolysis
Cellular component (GO): cytoplasm
Molecular function (GO): metalloaminopeptidase activity; manganese ion binding
Source: RefSeq, a predicted model, not a curated record